Molecule: messenger RNA, 1565 nt
Organism: Gigantopelta aegis
Lineage: Eukaryota; Metazoa; Mollusca; Gastropoda; Neomphalida; Peltospiridae
Product: speckle-type POZ protein-like
Exons: 1
Coding region: 49-648 (199 amino acids)
Molecular function (GO): protein binding
Source: RefSeq, a predicted model, not a curated record
UUGUAUGAACAGCGCUCGCAAAAGACCGUCUUCUUGAAUAGAAGUAAAAUGGCGACACAAAAUGAGGUUGGAAGUACUGAAGUGACUUUUGAGAAACCCGACCCAUACACCGACAUAGAGCUGCUAGUGGAGGGGAAAGGUUUGUACUGCAACAAAACCAUGCUGUCAUACGCGUCACCGGUUUUUGCUAAAAUGUUUCACGGAGAAUUUACGGAAAAGGAUCAAACGAAAAUAUCGCUUCCGGAAAAGAAGUAUGAUGACUUUCGUUCGUUUCUUUUGUGCAUACACCCUGGAACACUAGAAGAUAUAACAGACAAAAAUGUGGAUAUAAUAGUGCCUCUUGUGGAUGAGUACCAAGUGAUUCAUCUUAAGAAAAAAUGCGAUUGUUUCCUGGAAAAAACAAUAACUCAAUUGGUUGAAAACAAAAAGGACGGUUUUAGAGGGAAACUUGUCCAUUACCUUCAACUGGCUAAUAAAUAUAACUUGAUCAGAACAUACAAGAAGGCUGUUGAAUCUAUAGCCUCUCAGCCUUUCAAAUAUAUGAAACCCGAGCUUAAUAAGGCGAAGAUAAGUGACCAAUUAAAACUCGAAAUUUUAACGUUGCGCGUAGAAGGUCUUGAAUCUAAAAAACUGUCCGUGUAUUGUUAACGUGUACACGUAUCCAGUUAUUAGGCAUUUUCACCCGCUGAAAGCAAUCAUGAGAUCACCAAAAAACCCAAAGACACCUACCAUCUCCUAACUAGACAGCUGCAGGUCACACUCUUUCGUCUCCGCACUGGACAUAACAGGUUGAACUCACACAUGCACAGGAAGUUCCGCCUUACCUCCUCGCCUAUAUGCACAUGCGGUCAAGAAGACCAGACAACAGAGCACAUCCUCCAGAGAUGUCCGCAGCAGCAGAAGACCAGGGAGGAGAUCUGGCCUCACCAAGAAUCUCUUGCUACCAAGCUCUGUGGCAACAAGGAGGACCUAGAGAGGACGAUGCUCUUCAUCGUACGAUAAAAUUUAGUAGUAUAGUCCGCGAACGCAAAGAAGAAGAUGAAGAAGAACCCGCUGUUAAAAUCAGUGCACCAUCCAGACGUGUACUAUAUCAAAGUUAGAUGUUUUGAACCUCAAAUUGGGGGCAUGAUGAACCGAAGUGUAUCAAUGACAACCAACUGGUUUUAUGAAUCAAUUAGAUUGCUGUAAGUGUAAAAUUAUCAGACAACUUUCACGCGACCAGCAAGAAACUCAAUGUUAGCGAAACAACUAAACUGUGUUGUACCAGGAGUCGACCCAUUACCUUUCAUAAUUUUUGUCUACUUUAUAUCCUGUUAAAGCCGCAAACCCUAGUUAUUAGGUAGUGUAAAAUAUUUUAUAUUUGGCUAGUAUGUAGCUUUUUACCGUUUACGUACACACUAUAAAAUACAAUUGUUUUUGCUUAAGUUAUCAUUGGUUUGUUGGCGGGACGUAGCCCAGCGGUAAAGCGCUCGCUUGGUGCGCUGUCGAUUUGGGAUCGGUCCUUGUCGGUGGGCCCAUUGGGAUACUUCUCGUUCCAGCCAAUGCAUCACGACUGGUAUAUCAAA